Messenger RNA from Pangasianodon hypophthalmus (striped catfish), 2362 nucleotides. RefSeq lists its product as uncharacterized. The coding region runs from base 174 to 1295 and encodes 373 amino acids. Gene Ontology annotation, molecular function: D-serine ammonia-lyase activity. Gene Ontology annotation, biological process: D-serine catabolic process. The record is from RefSeq and is a predicted model, not a curated record. The transcript is spliced from 8 exons. NCBI's taxonomy places the organism in Eukaryota, Metazoa, Chordata, Actinopteri, Siluriformes, Pangasiidae.
AGGAUUGUUAGGUGGUUACGGCCCUCCCUCUCGUGCGCAUGCGCAGUGGUUCUGGGACAGAGAGCAGCAGUGUGUGAUGUGUGUGUGAGAGGAGUUGUGUAGACGCCAUCCUGAAUGAAGGACCUUCCCUGCAGAGCUCCACACGCUGUUUCUGAUCUGUGCAGUGCGUUAAGAUGGCCAGCAGUACCCAGUUCACCAAGGACCUUUGCACUCCAGCUUUCACUGUGGACCUGGAUACUGUGAGAAGAAACUCAGACGCAAUGCUGGACCGCUUCCUGAGGCUCGGGGUGCAGCUCAGACCUCACAUGAAAACCCAUAAGACCAUUGAAUGUGCAGACAUCAUGACCAGGGGCUCACGAAGGUGCAUUGUGGUGUCCACCCUGGCUGAGGCUUCUUUCUAUGCUGAUGGUGGUUAUGAUGAUAUCCUCUACGCAUAUCCAGUAACCUCUGACAAAGUACAACGCUGCGCAGAAUUAUCAGAGAGGCUUUCUUUAUUCCAUGUACUGGUGGACAACAGCUUGGCCCUGCAAGAGCUGAAGGCGAGACCACUGAAGCAGGGCAAAGUCUGGAAUGUCUGGUUGAAACUGGACUGUGACAAUGGUAGAGUGGGCAUUCCUCACUCAGAUCCUGCUGCUCUACAGUUAGCCAAGGAAAUUUCAGAGGCAGAAGGGGUGGAGCUUACAGGAAUCUACGCCCACUGUGGAAACACCUACGGCUGUAAGGGAGAGGAGCAAAUUAAGGCUAUUGCCCAAGAAACGACAUCAUCUGUGUUGCAGUUUGUAGAGAAGCUAAAAGCUGUAGGAAUCCAGGAUGUGAAAUCUAGCAUUGGUUCCACCCCUUCAUGUAGCCACCCAGUUUUAGACAUGGCUAUGUUAAGUGAGGUCCAUCCUGGAAAUUAUGUAUUUUAUGAUGUGCAGCAGAUGCUCAUUGGCUCCUGUAGACUUGAGGACAUUGCAGUGCGGGUGCUGACGAGGAUCAUAGGUCACUACCCGCAUAGGAACCAGCUCUUGGUCGACUGCGGCUGGGCCGCCUUGAGUCAUGAUGGUGGAGGCCGUUUACCAACUGGCUAUGCAAUCAUUGACGGCCAUCCAGAUCUAAAAUUGGUGUCAAUGACUCAGGAACAUGGCAGAGUGGAGCCUAUCUCUGAAAAACUGGAUUUCAGUCAGUUCCCUCUGGGCUCCAUGCUGUCCCUCUUGCCUUACCAUGCUUGUGCUACAGCUAUGAUGCAUCCAGUCUACAUUGUCCAUUCCAAAGGAAAGGUUGUAGGCACUUGGAAACCCACACGUGGAUGGUAACCAGCAAAAAAAAAAAAAAACACAACAGCAAGACUGCUAUCUGGAGUGCUUAUUAAUCAUUCAGCUAUUAAAAUGAGGAGAAAUGGUUUAGUUAAUAACAAAAAUUUGAUUAAUGUGUUCAGUUUGAUCUUUAUUGAUGUUUGGGGUAUAACAAUGAAAAUUAAUUAAUUAAAUCGGUUUUCUUAUGAUCUAUAAGAUGGUAUAAGGCACAUCAGAUCAAGUUACAUAAUAGAUUUUCUUUGCAUUUUAAAUCAAAUAACAGAAUAAAACACUGAUCUCACUUUUCACAGGGGUAAAUAUUUUACCCUGGCAAGGUGAAAGUUAAACGGUAAGAUUUUUUCUUAACGCACAUAGUACAGACCUACGCUAUAUCACCAGAAGUAUAUGGACACCUGCCCAUCACACUCGUAUGUGGUUUUUUCCCCAAACUAUUGCCACAAAGUUGGAAGCACACAGUUGUAUGGAAUGACUGUGUGCUGUAGCAUUACAAUUUCCCUUCACUGGAACUAAGAGGCUGAAACCUGUUCCAGCAUGACGAUGCCCCUGUGCACAAGGCGAGCUCCAUGAAGACAUGGUGUGUGAAGGUUGGAGUGGAAGAACUCGAGUGUCCUGCACAGAGCCCUGACCUCAACCCCACUGAACACCUUUGGGAUGAACUGGAACACCGACUGAACCCCAGACCUCCUCACCAACAUCAGUGCCUGACCUCACUAAUGCUCUUGAAGCUGAAUGAUCAGAAAUCCCCACAGCCACGCUCCAAAAUCUAGUGGAAAGCCUUCCCAGUAGAGUGGAGCUUAUUAUAACAGCAAAGGGGACUAAAUCACAUAUGGGUGUGAUGAUCAGGUGUCCAAAUACUUCUGGCCAUAUAGUGUACAAUUCCAUGAAAGUGGUAUACAGGCAGCUAUGGUGCGUAAAGAGUGAAUCCCAAAGGCUUCCUGUUGAACAUAGACUCUAUUACAUUCUUUUUCACGAAGUGUAGUGUACUACUUUAUGGGCUGCUCCCCUCACUACAUGAAGAGGUGUAUCUACAAUUCCACUCCUAAAUAAAAAUGUGAAUGAAGAACUCA